CCGGAAGCGGCGGGAGGAGGUGCGGCGGGCCCCGAGGAGCUGCCUGCCGUGCCGCGGGACCGGGACGAGGAGCGGGUAAUUGAAUGGAUCUUCAAAAGCAGAAUUACUGAAACUGACAGAAAAUGGCUUAUCGAAGAGAUGAAAUGUGGUCUGAAGGGCGAUAUGACUACGACAGAGUUCCAAGAGAACGUCUUCCUCCGAGGAUUCAUCCUGAUGAUGAUUACCAUAGAGUAGUAAACAUUGUGCCCAAGAAACCACCGCUGCUCGAAAGACCCGGGGAUGGGAAUUACAGUCGGUAUGAUGAUUACAGUCACGCUGAGUACAGGGACUAUGAAGAGGGUCGCAGUUUUGCCCACGACAGAAGAAGUGGCCCUCCUCACCGAGGUGUACGUAAGGAUAAUUCGGGAUACAGAUGGCCAAGGGAUGAUCAUCCUAUAGGCCGGCAGCCUGAAUACAGGGAUAUCAGAGAUGGCUUCAGAAGAAAAAGCUUCUAUCCUUCUCAUUAUAUGAGAGCGCGAUCCCCUCAUAAGAGGGACUCUCCUUUCUUCAGGGAAUCGCCUGGGAGCCGAAGGGAUUCUCCGCACAGCAGAUCUGGCUCCAGUGUCAGCAGCAGGAGCUACUCUCCUGAAAGAAGCAAAGCCUAUAAUUUCCACCAGUCCCAGCAUAGCAGAAGUAUGUCAUCUUUACAUAAAAGAAAUAUUUCUUCUCAGCAAGGUAAAGAGAGGACAUCAGUUCAAGCAUUAAAAACAUCAAGGGAUGCAUCACCUUCAGGCUCCACAGCAGUACCCUCAUCAAAGGCCUUGGAAAAGAGCAACAGACUAUCAGAAAAGGAACUUGCGGAAGCUGCAAGCAAGUGGGCAGCUGAAAAGUCAGAGAAGGCUGAUGAAAGCAAUUUACCUGAAAUAACGGAGUAUGACGCUGGAUCUUCAGCUCCAUUAUACAUUGAGCAAACAGAGGAAACAGAAACAAAUAUAACGGAUAGUACGGAAUUGUAUGAGGAUGGUCAGCUUCUUGGUCGUUCAAAAGCAAUUGCAACUAAGACAAAGGAGAUUGAACAAGUCUACAGGCAAGACUGUGAAACCUUUGGCAUGGUAGUGAAGAUGCUAAUUGAUAAAGAUCCAUCGUUAGAGAAGUCCAUUCAGUUUGCCCUGAGGCAGAAUUUGCAUGAAAUAGGUGAGCGAUGCAUCGAAGAACUCAAACAUUUCAUUGCUCAGUACGAUGCUGCCAAUCAAGAUCUAACAGAAUCCUUCAAAGAGGGCUCAUACUAAGGACAAAACCAGGCUUUUAGAUCCUCUGCAUUGUCUAUGCCAUAAUCCAUAAAUAUGCUUUUUUUGGGGGGAAAGAGGAGAUCGCGAUGGACAUUGGACAUUGGAACCCAAGGCCUGUGCUUCUUUGUAGUAGCUCAGGUGGUUAUACCUUGUUCACUGUGGUCUCUCUCCACAACUGUAUUCUUCCUACCUGUACUUGUUGACAUAUGUUCCUUUGAAAGGAUGUUCUUUUCAAAAAUGCUGUAAAGUGACAAGCUAUUUUUGAAGCCUUUACAGAGUUAGCUAGGAAAAUCCAGUCAAUUUGAUGUAUGUAGGCUUAUGUUUGAUGUUUCUAAAUGUAACUCCGAACACUAUUUUUUAUUAAAACAACAAGAAACAGCUCUUCAUUCCUCAACUUAUGCAAAAUAUGUCUUGUUUUCCUAUAUACUAUAGGAAGGGAAGACUUGCAAAAUGGCUUGCAACUAUGAUUUAAAUUAUUUAUUACAGUUUAAUUUUAAACUUCAGAUUCAUUCUGUAAAACUAUACUCGGGGCUGUCUUCAGUGUCUCUUUGAUUACUUUACAUCAAAGUGCUGUAUUUUUAUUCUGAUUGCAGGUUCUGCAAAUGUCUUUUAAAUUUUGGUGUUUCCCGUAUCAAAAGUCAUUAAUAGCAAGCAGUAUUAUGUAGGAAGAAUUCCAUUGUUUUUUUACUAUUUGCUACUAAUUGUUUCCUUUGUUGUAUUUUUGCUACAUCUUUGUAUUUAGAAUAUUGUAACUGCAGGCAGCCACUGAGCAGGGAAAGGUCCCUUCUCCUCUCUCCCUCCCUGCCCUCACACCUUCUCACCACUUUUCAUCCAUCAGUUUUAACAAUUAGGAAUCUGUUUGUAGCCUUUAUUUCCAACAUCAAGAAGGAGCGGGAAUUUGAUAUGGCAAGGUGGAGCAAGGAAAGCAAGGAGGGACUAUCUCUGCAGUAACACCAGGUUGCUUUGGAGUAGAUGUAACAUGAAGUUGAACCCUAAGGCCUCAAAUUCAUCAUCAUUUCAAAAUGAGGUGACUGUAGGUAAUGCCUGGUGCUGCUUUUAACCGAAUAGACCAAAUUGUAGCUGGGGAGCAGUGGUGGAAAAGAAUCGAGAGGCUGUCAGGACUAUGUAAUUACUUUUCAGAGAUGAAAAAUACUUAGAGCUUGUUGGUGAUAUCCUGACAGUGUGUACAGCUUUAAGUUUAAUAAGGUUUUUAUAAAGAUUUUGGGAAAGAGAUAAUUUUGAGUCAUAAUCAGAAAGAGGUAAGUAAAAGCAUGAUUGUUUUGUAGGUGUUUGUAUUUAGAAACAUGUGAAGCUCUGUAGAAGGACUAAUGACUAAAGCCCACUGUUUCCAAAGUGCACAGCAUUUUUAAAUGAAAAAGUCAUUGAAUUCAGCCCCCUCAUGAAGAUAGUGUCUCAGAUUUCAGCAGAGUGGUGUGCAGAAACAGCAACAGGUUUUGCGUGUACAAGGUACUGUAUGUAUCACAGCAUCUUACACAUGCAAAUCUUUCUAUGGUGCAUUAAAUACUUCGUACAUCAGAUUACUGAGAUGCCUGAUUAGUUUUAAUAUCAGUAGGGUGUGGAUCUGCAGUUGGCUUUUGUUGGUUUCAAAGAGUUCACACUGCUCAAAGGGAAUGACCUGCAACUUACCUUGUUGGCACCCGGGACUGUGAGUGGGAAUCAGCUCAGGGAUCCUAGAGGAUGCUGAUUUGGGGGGGUGGGGGGGAGGAAGGGGAAGAGAGGCAUCCUGUUGUGGCACAGUAGCUAGACCUGACCUGCCCCUUCUGGCAACAACCUGGUGUACCCAGAUCAGUCAUGAAACCACAGGCAAAGCCUUCUCUGAGGCAGAUGCAUAACUAGAAGGCUUCACUUCUUGUCUGUAGGACUGAGAGCCUUCAGGGUGUUACAUCAGAAUUUCUGCUAAUGAAAGAAAUAUUGAAAUGAUGCUUAAUAUAUUUUUUAUUAAAAAUGUUCAUUAUUACUGUA
Messenger RNA from Colius striatus (speckled mousebird), 3251 nucleotides. RefSeq names its product periphilin 1 (gene PPHLN1). The record is from RefSeq and is a predicted model, not a curated record. Gene Ontology annotation, cellular component: nucleoplasm. Lineage: Eukaryota; Metazoa; Chordata; Aves; Coliiformes; Coliidae. Bases 123 to 1268 code for a protein of 381 amino acids. The transcript has 10 exons. Gene Ontology annotation, biological process: negative regulation of gene expression, epigenetic; protein localization to heterochromatin; negative regulation of DNA-templated transcription.